AUGCCCACCUUGGAAGAGAUCCCCGAUGAGAUCAUCCACCACAUUCUCUCCUACGUAUCGCCGGAGAACAACCUGCUCAGCGUUCAGCUGCUCUCGAGACGACUCAACACGAUCGCCAACGAGCCGCUGCUAUGGCGCCAGCACUGUCGGACGGCCUUCAAGUACUGGGGGCCUGACCAUGACUUCCAAGCCAAGCUCGACGGCAAGGUCUCUGACGUCGACUGGAAGGCGCUGUUCCUCGUACGCAAGGCGACCAACGCCCGCAUCUCCAACCUCUUCGACGGCAUUCUCGCCACCAAGCUCGGCCGCGUGAGGAGGUUCGAGCAGAUUUGCCUCCUCGGCUAUGACGCAAAGGACUUCCUGCUCGAGCAAUGUCACACCAUUGACACGGCGGACGACGUGCUGGCCAGGCGGUAUCACAGCAAGGCCCUUCUCGCGAGCCUCCGCCGAGGACUCGCUCUCGACGUCUGGGACAGCCUGCGCCGCCAUCCGGAUAUCGUGGCCAGCGGGCGAGACCCCCCGUGGCGAAGACCGCGCGCUCUGGAGUCGGCUCUCUCUGCUCUGGACAUGUUUGUCAUCCAGGAUGAUGCGGGCGACAUGAACCACGUAUCCCGCAUCCUCGAUGGCCUAGCCCUUGAGUUCCGGUCCUCUCAACAUAGCUUUGAGCGACAAAGCACGCGAGACAAGUCACUGGCUCUGAACCGAUGGCUUCGAACGCAUAAUCUGACGGGCAUGAGCGAUCCUCACAAGAACUAUCGGAAUCUGAGAAACUGUUUCAUCGGCCAAGCCCUGCGACAGGAGGAACACGAGUCGCUACCUCUCAUCUCCGUGGCCAUCUUCUGCUGCCUCGCGGAACGCCUGGGUCUGAACGCGCACUGCCUGGCCAUUCCGGGCCAUGUACAUGCAGUAGUGUAUGCCACGCGCGACACGAAUCUCGACGGUGUCAAGGCGGAGACGGGGGAGGAAAAUAUUGAGCCUGCAAUUGAUGAGAUGUAUCUGGAUCCUUUCGCGUCAGACUAUGAAGUAUCCAAAGACUCGCUGCGUACCCUCGUGCUCGGUGUUGGCUGGCAAAGGUCUCUGGAAAGCCUCCUCCACCCCGCGCCCGCCGCGACGCUCGUCGUGCGGAUGGCCACCAACAUCAAAGCCACGUACACCUACCACCGCGGCCAAGACCCGUUUCUGCGCGCCGGGAACAUGCUGCACGGCCACCCUUCGGAGAACCUCGAGCUCGCCGUCUACGCCCAGGCCUGGGCGACGCUGCUGCUCACGCCCGGCGCGCCCGAGGAGUUUGGCGAGAGCAGCCGCGAACUCGCCUUCUGGUUCAAUGCGCACCGCACAGAGGACGUGUGGCUCAUUGAAAAGUACUACUCGCCCCUCAGCGAGCGCAUACUGGGCACCUCGGCCAGCGAGUUCACGCGCCCCAUGCGCAGGGAGGACGAGGAGUCGCCCGUGCCGCGGCGACGGGUGCCGGACAUGACCUUCCGCAUCGGCCAGGUGGUGCGGCACGCACGGUACGACAGACUCGGCUUGGUCUACGGGUGGAUCCAGCACGCGGGCAUCACCUUUUACAACUGCAUGAUCGAGGACGGGCCGCCGGCUGUUGUGGCCAGGGCCGAUAAUCUGGAGCUCGUCACGGAUCCGGAUCUGGCUCCGAAUCGGUUUGAGAAGGCGGGGCUCUACUUCAAGAGGUUCGAUCGCUCGACGUGUGCUUUCGUGUCGAACAUGACGGAGGAGUUUCCGGACGACUAG
Messenger RNA from Verticillium nonalfalfae, 1749 nucleotides. RefSeq lists its product as uncharacterized. The record is from RefSeq and is a predicted model, not a curated record. The transcript has 4 exons. The coding region runs from base 1 to 1749 and encodes 582 amino acids. NCBI's taxonomy places the organism in Eukaryota, Fungi, Ascomycota, Sordariomycetes, Glomerellales, Plectosphaerellaceae. Gene Ontology annotation, molecular function: protein binding; DNA binding.